Gigantopelta aegis is the source of this 4992-nucleotide messenger RNA. RefSeq names its product cytosolic purine 5'-nucleotidase-like. The record is from RefSeq and is a predicted model, not a curated record. The transcript has 18 exons. Bases 50 to 1753 code for a protein of 567 amino acids. NCBI's taxonomy places the organism in Eukaryota, Metazoa, Mollusca, Gastropoda, Neomphalida, Peltospiridae. Gene Ontology annotation, molecular function: 5'-nucleotidase activity.
UUUGUAAACAAGAUACGAGUUGUAGCUGUGCUCAUUCACCACCCAGAGUAUGUCUUUUGAGGGUUCCUCUCUAGACGUGGACAGAUCUACAUCUGGGUUGAAGAUGUAUAAGAGAGAACCAAGUCGCAGAGUGUUUGUCAAUCGCAGUUUGAUGUUGGAAAAUAUCAAGUUCUACGGCUUUGACAUGGACUACACAUUGGCAGUGUACAAAUCUCCUGAGUAUGAAUCUCUCGGUUUUGAUCUGAUGAAAAAUCGUCUUGUAACCAUUGGAUACCCAGAAGCCAUCAACGACUUCGAAUACGACCCUACCUUCCCAAUCAGAGGUCUGUGGUUUGAUAGUAUGUAUGGAAAUCUUCUCAAAGUCGAUGCGUUUGGGAACAUCCUUGUGUGUGUCCAUGGAUUUCAGUUCAUGCGGGGACAUCAGAUCCAUGUUCUGUAUCCGAAUAAGUUUGUUCAGCUGGAUGAAACGCGAUUCCGCAUCUUCAACACUCUUUAUGAACUGCCCAUUUUAUACAUCCUGGCUUGUCUGAUAGACUUCUUCAGUAACCAUGAUGACUACGUCAGGACGAAAACUGGAGUUAAAUGUGGUGACCUCACGAUGACCUUCAUGUCAAUUUAUCAAGAUGUCUUGGGGGUAACUCAGUACGUUCACGCUAAAGAAGGACCAUUAAAGUUGGAGACGGUGAACAAUGUUGAGAAAUACGUACUAAAAGAUGACAGACUGCCCAUUAUUCUCGAUAGGUUGCGAAAUCGUGGUGCCAAAGUGUUCCUUGCCACAAACAGUGACUACAUGUUCACAAAUAAAAUUAUGACCUUCCUGUUGGAUUAUCCACCUGACAAGCCUUCAUCCAAGAAACGAGAAUGGACGUCAUACUUUGACUACAUUGUCUGUGAUGCCAUGAAACCACUGUUCUUUCAACAAGGGACAGUACUCCGACAAGUGGACAGAAAAACAGGAUCGUUGAAAAUUGGUACUCACACUGGACCUAUCAAAUCUGAACAGAUUUACUCUGGAGGAUCAGUUGAUGUGUUUUCGGACUUGAUGGGAUCGUAUGGUAAUGAAGUUCUGUAUGUCGGUGACCACAUAUUUGGUGACAUACUCAAGUUGAAGAAGGUCCGUGGUUGGCGGACGUUUCUGUGUGUGCCCGAGUUGUCUCAGGAACUCGGAGUCUGGACCACUAAAAGAUCUCUCUACUCAAAACUGGAAGAGCUUGACUGUAAGAUAGGAGACAUUUACAAGAAUAUGGACAGCAGUUGCAGUAUGAGGCCUGAUAUUUCCAGCAUCCAGUCUUCAAUAAGGGAGAUAACACAUGAAAUGGACAUGUCAUACGGUAUUUUAGGAAGUUUAUUUAGAAGCGGGUCACGACAGACGUUCUUUGCGAGUCAGGUGAUGAGAUACGCUGACCUGUACGCGGCCUCGUUCAUGAAUAUCAUUCACUACCCAUUGAGCUACAUCUUCAGAGCUCCGGCCAUGCUGAUGCCACAUGAAUCAACAGUCGGUCAUGAUGCCAACUUACCACUAGACAGAAAAUUUCCUUCAAUUACGCACCGAACACGGUCGAUGACUGAUGAUAUCGAUGAAGAACAAGAGGUUCAGAAGAGAAAACCUCUGAUUCGUGCAGACAGCCUCGUGCCCCGCCUUCACGCGCCCACACCAAAGCAGAUAACUCAGGUACAGGACGACGAGAUUGGCGGACCAGUUUUGGACGAAUCAGAGGACCUGUUGAAUGUUGAAAAUGGAAGUGAGAUGUGAUGUAAACUGAAUUCUGAUUGGUUAACUGCCCUAUAGGUACACAGUGGUUAACAUUGCUUUAGUGUUUUCUGAUUGAUUUUCUGAUUGGUAAGACUGCUACAGGAAUUGGUUUGAGAAGUACUGUUGUAAUUUGUUGACACUUGACUAUAAAAAGAGCUUGAGAGUUUUUUGUUUGAAAUAUAAGUAUAUUGGUCAACACUGUGUACAGUAUUUGUAGACUGAUGCUAUAAGCAUGGCUUUAAAUAAUAGUUUUAUACAUAUCAUGUACAAAAGAGAAGUUCCAAUAUCCCUUACAAUGUGGGUUUAUCCCAUGAGUUUAUUUCUCAUUCCAGCAGUGGGUGUAUGGAAAAUGCAGAUAAAAAAUUGCUUACAUAUAUAUAUUUGACAGAUAAUGGUCAGUGAUGAAAUAGACCUGACUACGCUGACGUGUCAUUACUUUCCUGUGUUUAAAUGUUUAAGUAAAAUUGUAAUAUUUAAUACAAUGUAUGGAUUUACUAUUAAUUAUCUACGCUUUUACACCACUGUCAAAUGUAUUUGUCAUUAGUGUAUUGGUGGGUUUCUUUUAAUCAAGAUUGGAGCCCAAGACAUUUAAUGAUGAUGAUGAUAACUUGGUUUAACAUGCUCAUAUACCGCAGAGGUUUCGAACACACAAGACAUUUAAAAAAGCUAAACACAUUAAAUAUUGUAAUUUGUGUUUGGCUUCAUUUUGGGUUUUUUAAACAUGGGGCAUUAAAUCUAAUAAUACAUUAUUCAAAGGAAGAUGCAGUGGUUUUUGUUGUGCUUUUAAAAGGUGAGAUAUACAUGUAGGUAUAAAUUUUCCAAUGAUGGCAGUGGCGACAAUGUCGACUUUUGCAUUUAAGUUUAAGUUUCAUGUUUAGCACCACUUCAUCAAGAAGCUUGGUUUAUAGUUACAUCUAUGAAUGUUCAUUUUAAUGAUUGUUAAGUUAAAUUAAAAUUUAUGAAAUUAUAAUUUAAAUGUAAUAUUUGAUUAAAUUUUUAAAGUAUUUUUUUCAAAGUGGGUUUUUUUCUCUUUUAAACACGCAUCGAGAUGAACAUCUAUGGAUGCAGCUGACAGUGACAUCAAAUAGGUGUAUGGUAGGCGAAAUAUUGAAUUCCGCAGAUUUUUUAUUUUCAUUCUGUAUCAUGACACAGUAAAUUUGGACUUGAUCAUACAAAAAUAAAUUGGUACAAACCUGUGGCGUAGGCAGGAUUUUGUAAGGGAGGGGGGGGGGGGGUGGUUGGCACCUGUGUAGUGGGAUAUGACACAGGAACCUUUUUAACCAUGGCCCUCCUGGACCCCCCCACCCCCACCCCCCAUCCCCCACACCCCGCUGGCUACGCCACUGAUACAAACCUGAAUUUUGUUGAUCAUCUCAAACUCAGUGUUAAAUUUUUAAGUCUGUUAGAUUUUGAGUAAUUAAAUGGUAUAGAACAUGUGAACAUUAAAACUGAAGACAUCUUUCUAUUCCGACAAUUAUAUAGCUUGUUCUCUUUAAACAUUUUGUCUAGUCUUUUCUCAUAAAUGUUGAACCUUGUGUUUAUAAAUAGACUUUAGGCAACACACCACUAUUUGUCGUGUCAUUACUUGUUGUAGCAGCUUAAUGUAGUCCGGUUUAGGAAAUAGUUCAUCAUAAAAAUUAAUACAAAAUUCUUAUUUACGUUUUGAAAUCUGUGUUUGAUGAUAACAAGUAGGUUGAUCUCUGUAGUACUUAAAUAUCACAUUGGUUUGAAGUUACUUAUAAUAUUUAGUGUAACAGCAAUACAAGGUGGUGCUCUGGCAUGAGGGUGGCUAAAUGAACAUGUUCGUGGUCGACCUAAGUUGAUGUUUUGUAAGAUAGGUAUCACAUGACCAUCUCAAGUUGGUUGUAUUUUUCACAGAAAUAUUCAGACAUAGAAAUUAUAUAAUUGAACUGCAUGGAGUAAUUAAUGAUAGUUUGAAUGAAUGAAUGUCGUUACACCCCAGCACAAAAAGUACAUUUGCCUAUUGGGUGUCAAACUACGGUAAAUGUAAAAAUGAAAAUUGAUAAUUAAGCUUUUAUCACACACUUCACAGGAAGACUAACUGCCAGUGUCAGUAGGAACGGUAACAUUUUGUUACUGUGUAAUGUGUUUAUAUACAAUGUCAUGUACCGUAGCUUCUUUUUUUUUAAUUUUAAAAAUCAAAAACAUAAUAUAUGGUGUUGUUGGUGCUAUAUAUGUACAUGUAUGUAAGGUAUAUAUGAAAUGAGCAAACUGAGGCGAGGGGAGGGGAGGGGUUGCAUUUUUGUUUUAGCAUCAUGUAGUCAAACUACAAUCAUAGCAAACUAUAGCUUCACUUGUAUGAUAAAGCACACAAAUGCACUUAAAAUGUAACUGGAGGUAUAGGUUUUAUUCUACUUUAAUUAAAAAAAAGAACAACAAAACAUCUGAGCCAUUUGUUUGCCAACUAUCACCGUCAUUAUUUCAAAAACAAUUUUAAUGUUAUAUUUGUGGUAAUUAUUAACAUGCCGUGCCUUACAUUUUAAAUUGCCUUGCAUCAUGAGGUAGUUUUGUGUCAUAGUUUAAGGUGUGCCAUCAAAUAUUUAUGUAGGAAAAGAAAGUUCUGCAUCUGCUUGUAUAUUGGUAGCACCUGAACCUGAACAGUGUUUACGUGCUCAUGUGACCCAAUGUUUUCAAGCAUGCCCAUCACGGGCUUAAUUCUCUGACUCUGCCAGUGACUAAGUGUGGGACAGGAGGGCUUGGUAGUGAUAUGUUUACUUGUGCAAAUACGAUAGUGUAUGAGCCAGGACCUAAAUGUUUUAAUAUCGGGACCAAAUUUGGGGCAAAUGUUAUUAUCAUUGUUGGUUUUUUGGAAGCCCAUUAUUUGAAGAUUGUAGAAUGGCUUGAUAGCAGGGUGAAUCUCACAGUGUUUUCUAUAAAUAACAUCAUUUUCUACCACUACCGGUACUCUACUUAGGAUUGGCUGAAAUUGUCAUGAUUUAAUAUUCUGUAUUGACACAAAAAGAAACGUCAAUGAGCUGUAACAUUAAAAGUUGACUUUUGUAAGAACUGAUCAACACAUAUUGACAUUCAACAGACUUACAGAUUAAUAUACCAUUUAUAAUUUCCUUGAAUUGAGCGUUUGGAUCAAAUACACUUUUUUCUUCUUCUUUUUUUUUUUUUUUUUUUUUAAAUGACACCACUUGAGCACAUUGAUUUAUUAAUCAUCAGCUAUUGAUGUCCUACAUUUGGUAAUUUAGACAUAUAGUUUUAGAAAGGAA